AUGAGUGUUAUUCACGUGACUAAUAUUGAUUCCGAACUGACAGAAGGUCAAGUUAAGCGAUAUUUUCGCCAUUACGGAGGUAUCGCCGACAUGACAUUCAGGCUAGGAAAAGAAGGAAAGCAUGACGGAAAAGCAAAAAUUACAUUUUAUAAUGAAUAUGCCGGAUUGCAAGCUUUCGAGAAGAAUGGUGCUAUGCUCGGCAACUAUCCAAUUUACAUAUCAAUAUCACUCGAGAAUCAAGGAAAAGGUUCAGCGGAAAGAGUUUAUAAAGGCAGACUUUACAGGAUUUCGGAAAUUCUUGUUAUCAUAUUAACAUUAAUCUUAUCAGUAUCACUACAUGUUUAUAAAAUUUCAGAGCCAGCAUACCUAAUUGGCGAAGAACCAUUAAUAUUUGACCAUCUUAACCAAUACAUUCAUCACAAGCGUCCAUACGAUGAUCAGCCACCAUUAGGUAAGCUUAUUUACCUCGGCUGGGCCAAGCUUUGUGGCUACAAAGGCACACAAAAAUAUGAAAUGCAAAAUCAAGAAUAUAUUCCAUUUGAUAACACUACGAACUAUGUCUUUUUACGUUCCUUAUCAUGUUUCUGUGGUUCAUUAGUACCACCAAUUGUUGUAGCCGCAAUUUCACUUCGAUAUCACUCUUUGACAGCACUUUUCCUUGUUGGCUUCAUUCUCAGCCUCGAUAGUGGCCUUAUUACAAUCAGCAGAUCCAUGAGUCUUGACUCAAUUUGCCUCUUUUUCUCAGCAAUUUCGAUUUAUUACACUUGUCUCCUCUAUCGUCGUAAUACAUGGUUCAAUGGCAUCAAAUCCACGGUCUUUGCCAUCCUCGCGUGCUGUAUUCGCUAUCCAGCGUUCGGACUUUUCUUUUUCAUCUUCUUUUCGAACUGGCAUCUCGGUUUCGGACAUCCAGACUCUACAUGGAACUUCUUUUCACGUACAGCCGGUUUCAUAUGGAUUGGAUUAACCAUUCUUUCCAUUGUUACUGCAAUUCAUCUGAUCAUCACUCCGAAAUUCGGUGACGCGGACCUCCAAUUCCCCGAAUACUUCAGGGACAGAGAACUCGCGGAGUCAGUGAUCCUCAUUAUCUGGAAGCAGUUGAGAUACAAGACAGGAAAGACGUAUAAAACACUUCCACAAAGUAGAUACAUACAAUGGGCGUUUUGGAGAGCUCCUCCAAUGGUCAUUUACAACAUGAGAGAUACAAUGAUCGCUAUUGUUAACUCUCCUGCCAUUAUAUUGUCAUGUUUCAUCACUUUGUUCUGGUGUUUCCUUUUGCAAAAGUUCGAAUUUGUUUUUGCAAUAUUGACAUCAUGGGGAUUCCUCCAUUUCUACAAAGCAGCGACAUUUAUGUUCGACGCUUACGUACCAUUGAUCAUCUCCCUCGGAGGACUCGCAAUGGUUUACGACAGAUUGCCAAGAAUCUUCAAAUACACGAUUUUGUGGCUUUUGAUUCCUCUUUCAGUCUGCGGCUUCUACCUGUUCAUGCCAAUCACAUACGGCCUUCCAAUGGAUAAGUACCGGUUCUCUCUGAUCGCUUUAUGGCCAACUUUCAAGAGAACGUGGAAUGUUUAA
Messenger RNA from Trichomonas vaginalis G3, 1572 nucleotides. Its product is annotated as dolichyl-phosphate-mannose-protein mannosyltransferase protein. Gene Ontology annotation, biological process: protein O-linked glycosylation via mannose. The record is from RefSeq and is a predicted model, not a curated record. The coding region runs from base 1 to 1572 and encodes 523 amino acids. Gene Ontology annotation, molecular function: RNA binding; dolichyl-phosphate-mannose-protein mannosyltransferase activity. Gene Ontology annotation, cellular component: membrane. Lineage: Eukaryota; Parabasalia; Trichomonadida; Trichomonadidae. The transcript has a single exon.